ACCUGCAGGCAUCUUGCAUCUUCUCUCUAGCUUUUUGUUUGUGCAGAAACCAGAUAAGCUUUAAUUUGUCCGGGGGUGGCCUCCACUAUAUAUACCAUACCAUCCUAGUUCGGGGAUCGGCCGGCCGGCUUCAUCAAUCAACAAUAUAUAAUCCUCCUAUCUUCAGUCUUGACACAAGCAAGCUACUCUGCUCUGCUCUGCUCUGCUCUGGUCUCCUGUCAGUCAGAGUUUGAGAGGAUCGGAUCGGGCGACGGCGAGCUGAGAUAGAGGCAAAUAAGGCGGCAGCAGGGAGCAUACACCGGCGUGCAGUUCCGCCAUGGGCAUCCUGGACCACUUGUCGCAUCUGUGCAGCCUCACGGAGACGAAGGAGGCGCUCAAGCUCAGGAAGAAGCGACCGCUGCAGACGGUGAACAUCAAGGUGAAGAUGGACUGCGAGGGUUGCGAGCGUCGUGUGAAGAGCGCGGUGAAGUCGAUGCGCGGGGUGACGAGCGUGGCGGUGAACCCGAAGCAGAGCAAGUGCACGGUGACGGGGUACGUGGAGCCGGCCAAGGUGCUGCAGCGCGUCAAGGCCACGGGCAAGAACGCCGAGAUGUGGCCCUACGUGCCCUACGCGCUCACCACCUACCCCUACGUCGGCGGCGCCUACGACAAGAAGGCACCCGCGGGGUUCGUCCGCAGCGCGCCGCAGGCCAUGGCCGAACCCUCCGCACCCGAGCUCAAGUACAUGAACAUGUUCAGCGACGAAAACGUCAACGCAUGCACGGUCAUGUGAGCAAAUUCCAUGUAUAUAUAUGGCGAUGGCGAUGGCCAUGGCGAUGAAUGAUCGAUGAUCCAUCACAAGAAUUCCAUGGUCCUAUGUAUGUAUGUUAUGUAGUACGUACGCGUGGUCAAGUACUAGCCAGUGAGAGUGUAUAUUUUUGUUUGUGUAUAUCUCUGUGGUUCGUCCUUCUUCUUUCAAAAAGACAAGAGAACUACGAACCACGCCCGACCGGCUUUUUUGGCGAGACAAAUUCGUUUGGUACUAUUAUAGUAUAUAACUAUUUAUGAUGAUGAAAUUCAAACCGGCCAGUAUA
Molecule: messenger RNA, 1073 nt
Organism: Sorghum bicolor (sorghum)
Lineage: Eukaryota; Viridiplantae; Streptophyta; Magnoliopsida; Poales; Poaceae
Product: heavy metal-associated isoprenylated plant protein 20
Exons: 2
Coding region: 317-772 (151 amino acids)
Molecular function (GO): metal ion binding
Source: RefSeq, a predicted model, not a curated record